Heterotrigona itama is the source of this 1435-nucleotide messenger RNA. The record is from the annotation of a GenBank genome assembly. Lineage: Eukaryota; Metazoa; Arthropoda; Insecta; Hymenoptera; Apidae.
AUGGAAAGAGUCUACCACCAGGCGUACUUGACUCGUUCCUUACACUUGAUCGCCUGCAGGGUUACUAUUUUGGUCUUUCUUUCCUUGUAUUUUUCACCAUUAUUUCUAUUCAUACCGAAAUACGCAUACCUCUCUUUAUUCAUUUGGUUAAGCGGACCUUUUAUUCACGGCGAUAUCUCCCUAGACAGAGGCUGCAUUUAUUUAACGCAGAAUCAAAACUCUGUAAAAUUAAAUUUGGAAUACGAGAGACCAGGGACGAAUCGAAUUAAAAUAAAUCAAAUAAAGAUGUCACAAUUAGACCUAGAUCCUCAAUUUACACAAGGUUUACAUCUUCUACAUUCCACUAAUAAAGAUUCUGCAGAACAGCUGCGAGCACUCCUAGAUGAAGCAAUUAAACAAAAAUAUGGGCCAUCAAAGAUGUUAUCAAAUGUAUUACACAAAAAGUAUAUGAUGGAGGAACCUGUACUAAGUGACCAUAGUAGCAGCAGUAGUAGUAAAAAAAGCAAAAGCUCCUCUUCUUCUUCUUCCAAACAUUCAAGUAAAUCAAGUAAAAACAGUUCUCCUGUAAAUUUACCAACUCGUGACACACCACCUGAUAUUAUUCAGACUGAUAACACUCUGGCACUGGAAAUAUUAGAAGAUGAUUUGACUUGUGUUAUUUGCAAAGGAAUGGAUGUUGGAGCAAGAAACAGAUUAGUUGAGUGUUCAGAGUGCCAUUCCUUGUAUCAUCAAGAGUGUCAUGUUCCGCAUAUUUUAGACUCUCAGAUAGAUGUUCCAGGACUGGUGUGGUAUUGUUCGAACUGUUCCAAGUCUCAGGUGGUGGAAACAAAAUAACACCAAAUAUUCAUAUUAUAAGUGCAGAUAGAAGAUUAAAGGAUAUGAUGAAAAAAGCUAAGCAAGAUAAACGAAGCGCAAAUACUACUCAGAGUUCAAAGAAUUCUUCGUCAAGUUCACCAGCGAUGUCUUCAACGAAAUCUCAGGAAAAAUCACUACUGUACAAAAUGAAGUCAGGCGUGGAAUGAAACUCCGCUCACACGAAUAUUGUGAUAAUAUUUUAUAAUAUAAAAGAACAAAUUUUAUAAUUUCGACAUUGUGAGUUGAACGAAAUAAUCACAAUCGAUGUGUUAGUAUAUAACAAAAUCAAUAUUGCCAAAGAAUGAUCUUUAACUAGAUAAUAUUAAUUUUAUACACAACAGCCGUUUCCAAUUUUGUGCCGAAAACCGAAGGUUUUUACUUUUUAUAUUGUUUUAUAUUUUCAUUGUAUAAUUUUCUUUUUUUAACAUGAUUUAUUGCGGGGCAUAACGAUGCGAUGAUAAAUUUGAUACUGCAAUGUUUAAAAAAUAUAUAUAUAAUUUUUGUACAAAUGUACAUUACCAUUUAAAUAUCCAAGUAUAUGAAUGUGUAGUUGAAUUUCUGUAAAACAUUAAGGAUCUUA